Molecule: messenger RNA, 1528 nt
Organism: Coffea eugenioides
Lineage: Eukaryota; Viridiplantae; Streptophyta; Magnoliopsida; Gentianales; Rubiaceae
Product: 2-hydroxy-6-oxononadienedioate/2-hydroxy-6-oxononatrienedioate hydrolase
Exons: 4
Coding region: 239-1186 (315 amino acids)
Source: RefSeq, a predicted model, not a curated record
CACAGUCCAGCUAACGAGGAAAAGUCCACACGUCUGCAAAACAGGAAAAGGAGCACCUUUUUUUUACCUGUAAUCUAGGAAAGUCUCUUAGAUUACCAGAAUUUUGACGAGUCCCAAGAAUCACUCAACCACAGAAGUUUUUUCCCCCAUUUUUCUCCUAGAAUCCAAUCACCACCUCUCCAAGCACGGAAGCGCUUGUCUGAUCAUCCGACCAAUCAGAGUUGCACUGGUGGUUGAAAUGGCCAGGUGUUUCAGCUUUUCUUCAUCAAGAAAUUCAUGCUUCAAAUUCUCUUUUUCCCUUGCAGGACUAGAGUCAUCCACCAAAGAUCUUGGUGACGGAACGAUCAUGCACUUUUGGAUCCCCAAAACCCACAAAGACAAAAAGCCCAAUUUGCUUUUGAUCCAUGGCCUUGGAACGAAUGCAAUGUGGCAAUGGGAUGAGUUCAUCUCACCACUAUCUUCAAAAUUCAAUAUUUAUUUGCCAGACUUGCUAUUCUUUGGUGAUUCUUACACCGCUAGGCCUGAAAGAUCAGAGGCUUUUCAAGCUCAGUGUGUGAUGAGGACCAUGGAGGCUCUUGGGGUCAAGAAAAUGAGUGUUGUGGGAAUCAGCUAUGGGGGGUUUGUGGGAUAUAACUUGGCUGUGCAAUUCCCUGAGGCUGUUGAGAAGUUAGUGCUUGGUUGUGCUGGGGUGUGCUUGGAAGAGAAGGAUAUGGAGGAGGGAAUGUUUCUAGUGAAGAGUGUGGAGGAUGCUGUUAGUAUUUUGUUGCCUCAGACUCCUGAGAAGUUGAGGGAAUUGAUGAAGAUUUCCUUUCAUAAGCCUCAAAAGAGUGUGCCGUCUUGUUUCCUCAAUGAUUUCAUUCAUACGAUGUGUGUAGAAAAUCGGCAGGAAAAGAUUGAGUUAAUACAGGCAUUGUACAAAGGGAGAAAGCUUGCGGAUCUUCCUAAGAUUACUCAUCCCACAUUGAUUAUUUGGGGUGAACAUGACCAAAUAUUCCCGCUGGAAUUGGGGCACAGAUUCAAAAGGCAUCUGGGCGAGAAUGCAGAACUGUUAAUAAUAAAGAAUGCAGGGCAUGCAUUCAAUAUAGAGGCGUCCAAGGAACUAUGCAAACACUUGAAAUCAUUCCUUGUUAAUCCUCUCACACCAUCUAAGAAGGAAAUAAAUGGCAGCAGCCACAAGAAAGAUUGAGAGAAUGCUGCAAAUAGGAUUGGGAGAUGCCGAUAUCCUAUUCUUCUUUGAGUAGUUAUUACUCCAAAUUGUGGGUAAACACCACCAAUAUUGUUUACAGAACUCCUUCUCGUGCCACAUUUGUUCUGUAAUACCAGCUUUGGGAUGGAGAUAUUUAUGAAGUAUCUAUAGCGUUGUUGUUAAUCUUUAUCCCAUGGCUGAAUUUUUGAGAUUAUUAGCCAGAUAGAUGUUUGAGCUGGAACAAGUACCAGAAUCGUGAAAACAAGCAGUAGUACAUGUUCCGAGCCUAGUUGUACUAUUUUCUAUGUUCUGAAAGAUCACAUUUGCAUGCUUUUCUCGACA